Messenger RNA from Branchiostoma floridae (Florida lancelet), 1870 nucleotides. RefSeq names its product collagen alpha-2(I) chain-like. Bases 174 to 1439 code for a protein of 421 amino acids. The transcript has 6 exons. NCBI's taxonomy places the organism in Eukaryota, Metazoa, Chordata, Leptocardii, Amphioxiformes, Branchiostomatidae. The record is from RefSeq and is a predicted model, not a curated record.
GAAUUCUACCACCCCUUAUCGAGGUGGUUUCUCCCUGUGACACCAAUUUUCCACUUGACAGUUCCUACCAGAGAGUACGCCCAUUCAUCACGUAAAGUCCUUACGUGUCAAGGCGGCUCUAUGUGCGUCAUUUCACCACCACCUUAGCCGCCAUUGUGGAGAAGACUUGAGGCAUGGAGAGGUACUACAACCAAGGAGGUCAACACCGCGGCAGUACGGGCUCGACUGCCACGCUUUCCACGAGCAGCUCGCUUGACUCCUCGGUCUCCUGGGAUGCCUGCACGUCUGUUGUCUCCUUCAGAUCAGAGCGAGACAAGCAAGGCAUGAGAAUACGCUUCGAGCCGAGACUAGCUAGCGCCAUUAUGGCAGCAGCGACAUCUAGCGAGAGGGAUGUGAUGGGCAAACUUGCAGGCUUGUCCCAAGCGGUAGGAAGUGCCCAACGUAAAGGUAAGAUGACGGGAGGAAUGAUCCCAGGAAAGAUCAUGUCGCAGGUGCAGGCCCUGGCUACCCCGGACAGUAUCUCCACUCUGGACAAGAUGGGCAUGCUGACCAAACUCGGACCCCUCGCUCCCGUCCUGAUAGGCAUGUCGGGAAUGAACAAAGGUGGCAAGAAAGGAAGCAAAAAAGGCGGCAGUUUCUUCAAGAAACUAGGAGGGAGUAAAGGAAAAGGCAACAACAUCGACCUGGGCGCGCUGCAAAAGCUGGGGUCCCUGCUGGGCGGUGGUGGGUCCUCCGGGAUGGCCGGGAUGGCGGCAAUGGCAGGAGCUAUGGGCUCGAAGAUGCCGGGUUUGGGAGGCGGUGGAGGCCGCGGAGUUUUCAACCCUGCGGACGGGCUGGAUAUGCAGGACGCCCGAGCGCUGGCCGGGAUGGCGACCCGGUCUGAGAAGCAACGGGGACCGCAAGGGCGCGGGUUCAAUCCCUCAGACGGGCUGGAUAUGCAGGACGCCCGAGCACUGGCCGGGAUGGCGACCCGGUCGGAAAACCCGGGACAACGGGGUCCGCAAGGGCACGGCUUCAACCCUGCAGACGGGUUGGACAUGCAGGACGCCCGAGCACUGGCCGGGAUGGCGACCCGGUCGGAGAUGCCAGGACAACGAGGACCGCAAGGGCGCGGCUUCAACCCUGCAGACGGGCUUGAUAUGCAGGACGCCCGAGCACUGGCAGGGAUGGCGACCCGGUCGGAAAACCCGGGACAACGGGGUCCGCAAGGGCGCGGGUUCGAUCCCUCGGACGGACUGGACAUGGAGGAUGCCCGAGGGAUGUACGACGCGUAUAGAGGACAGUCUGAAGGACGUGCCGGUGGUUAUAGAAACCAGUCGGACCCGAGGGGCGCUCCCUCGGGAUACGACGGUCGCGGGGGACCGAGGUUUGACAUGAGUGACGGGAUAGAUAUGGAAGAUAUGCAGGCAGUAGCUGGGAGGGUAGGAGGGAGGUAUUAGAAAACAGCCUUCCGAAAAUAUUUUCGUCAGGCUGGUAGAAUAUAGGAUAUAGGAGAAUUUUACACCAGAAUUUAUAUCAUCGUAAGCAAAGUAAGUACAUUUUAAUUGUGUAAAAAAGUUCUCAAAUAUCCCAUUAGAAAAUAACCCUCCAAACUUUGGAUUUUUACGUACAGAAGUAUGUUUUAAGGGCUUACGUAUCGACUUAAAAGGUUUGCUUAGAAUUGAAUAUCAUGAAACAGAGCCGUAGUCUAAUUCAAGAUAGUGAUAUACGUUUAUAACAGUUAUGAUUAGUGUAAACAGUGUUAGAUAAAGAUCUAUCUUUUACUUAUAUAUUUUUCAGCAGCUUACUAAUACUAUAUAGUAUAUUACGUAGUUAUGUAUAUGUUACACAUACUAGUAAUCUUAAACAUAGAUGUAUAUGUUUCAGCAAA